This is a messenger RNA of Pedinophyceae sp. YPF-701, 1668 nucleotides long. NCBI's taxonomy places the organism in Eukaryota, Viridiplantae, Chlorophyta, Pedinophyceae. The record is from the annotation of a GenBank genome assembly.
AUGCCGGCGUUGCGUGCAGCGUGCGCGGGGCCCGGCUGCCCGCGGCUGACGGUCCGACGGGUGCCAAGUGCAAGGCAACAUAGUUUCGCCUCCCAGAUUAACGCGCAACACGCCGCCAGGCUGCGGGGCCCGCCCACGGUGGCCACACUCGCCCACUCCAACGGCGACCAGCGCCCGAGCGCGUCCGCCAUCCAGCAGCUCGAGCCCGCCGUGGCAUCUACGUCGCCGCCAGACGUCGCCAUCGAGCCCGUCGAGGCCGCAGCGGCCCAGAUAGACGAGCAGGACUCGAUCCUUGUUUCUGAAGACCAGGACCAGGUGGCCGCGGGGCCGUUCGGCGGCGGCGAACGCCAGCCGCUGCUGGUGGUGUUCUCCGGCGGCACGGCCUUCAACGGGGUGGCGGGCCCGCUGCGAGACCUGAGCACGCGCGUCGCGCACGUGCUGCCGGUGAGCGACGACGGCGGGUCGACCGCGGAGAUCGUGCGCGUGCUCGGCGGGCCCGCGGUCGGCGACAUCCGCUCGCGCUGCCUGCGCCUCGCCGACGAGAGCGACGAGGAGAGCCGCGCCGUCAAGGCACUCCUCGCACACCGGCUGCCGUCGUCGUCCCCUGCGGCUGCGAAGGAGGAGUGGUACCAGAUUGUCGAAGGCGACCACGCGCUGUGGGAGGGUGUGUCGGAGCCGUACAAGCACACGAUCCGCGCGUUCCUGGUCCACUUCCACGUCAACAUUCUCCGCCACUCGUCCGAGCGGUUCAACUUCCGCAACGGCAGCGUCGGCAACUUUUUCUUCGCGGGCGCGCGCACGUUCUUCCGGUCGCUCGAGGCGGCAAUAUUUCUGUUCUCGCGGGUCUCGCGGAUCCCCGAGGGGUCCGAGGUGAUGCCGUCGAUCCUCACGGAGGACCGCAUCACGCUCGGCGCCGAGCUGGAGGAUCCGAGCGCGUCCGGACCGACCACGAUCCUGCGCGGACAGAAUCAGAUCUCGCACCCGUCGGCGACGGUCGGGCCCGACGGGCCGGAGGCAGUCUCGAAGACGGCGACGGACGGGCCGCUCCCGGGCAAGAUUCGGCGGAUCCUGUACCUGUCGUCCGAGGGCACGGACCGCGAGCACGAGGUCUUUCCGAAGGCCAACCCUCGCGUGCUGCAGCGUAUCAAAGAAGCGGACGCCAUCAUUUAUGGAAUGGGAUCUCUCCACACGUCCAUCUGUCCGUCGCUGAUCCUGCGGGGCGUCGGCGAGGAGAUCGCGGCGCGCGAGGGCGUGCCGAAGAUCAUGGUCCUCAACGGCGGCCCGGACCGAGAGAGCACCUACUCUGGGACGCUCGGCGCGCCCGUCGAAAUGACCGCGGCCGACAUCGUCGACGCGCUGAUCUGUGCGAUGAACCGGCGGAACGCGACGAAGGGCGCGACGGACCACGCGCCGUCGAAGUACGUCACGUGCGUGGUGGUGCCGCGCGGCGGUGGGAUUCGGGUGGACGUGGACCGGCUCGCUGCCAUGGGGGUUCGGCGCGUGCUGGAGGCGGACGCGGAGCCGGUUGGGGAGGGCAAGGUGCACUACGAUCCGGACUCGCUGGUCGAUGCGAUCCGCGUGGCGAUCGAGGAGGGAGUCGAUGAUGAGGCGGCGGGGAGUGGGGAUGGGGACGCGCGUGGCGGGAACGGGCAGGCGCGUGGGUCGUGA